Messenger RNA from Punctularia strigosozonata HHB-11173 SS5, 459 nucleotides. RefSeq lists its product as uncharacterized. The annotation marks the transcript as partial. The transcript has 4 exons. The record is from RefSeq and is a predicted model, not a curated record. Lineage: Eukaryota; Fungi; Basidiomycota; Agaricomycetes; Corticiales; Punctulariaceae.
GUAGCCGACGCAGAAGAGCUCACGUUCAAUGCACCGCACGCGCCGCAUCCCAACGCGCUCGAGGCGUUCAAUCACGUCCUGCACCGCAUCAAGGCGGAAAUCGUCAAGUCCCGCGAGGACUGGGACAAGCACGAGCCUCGCAUGUGGAAGCGUGCGGCAGGUCUGUCCGACCAUGACCUCACCAACUUCACGCUGGAGAACGACCUCGUGCUCGUCCGGAGCGCGCCGACGUCCUACGGCACGAUUAUUCUUGGUAAGAUCAGGAUCCCGGCGAUCAAGGACGAGCUAGGCGAGGGCUUCAUCCACGUCAGGAUUCACGACCCUCCGAACAGGGGCACGGACGACGUCAAGUUCCAUUCGCUCUUCACGAACGAGGCGCGUCCGAACGAGGAAGAGCCACCCACGUCGUGGCAGGCGGUCCAGACCGCAGAUACACCGCUGGAUUUUUUCAACGAAUGA